GCUCCAAGCAAUAGAUUAGAUAUAAAUCCACGUCAGCAUCUUCCACCGUGGAUUGGCAGUCCUCUGUUCUGUCUCUGAGUGUCAUACUUGCGAGGGAUCGUCAUCACCAGAUUAAGCACAAUUUUGUCAGCCUUAUCAACGAAGCAAAUGCACACCGUGAGCAGAGGUUUCUUUCCAAGCCGUGUCACAAGGUCUGUGAAAGUCGGCGCUCUCGGCGUUGACCUACAACAUGCAUGGAUCUGCAUUCGAUCGGAAGCAGUAGUCAACGGUCAACGGCGACCGUUGACCAACAUCAUCGACGUGGAAGAUCAAGCGGACGCUCAGCGGAAGCUGGGACAGAAACAAUUCCAACAUCAGUUAUAUCUCCAGCAGUCUGAGAGCUUUCCACAAAUUGAUUGGCUCCGUCAACGUCGUGGGAGGACCCGGAGGGGGGAGGGUCUGGGAGAGAAGAGCCUCAGGGUGGUCGAUGCAUGUCUCUUACAAGAAGAAGCAUCAGCCGCGAGGGCGCAACUGGUGGCAGAUGCCCGGUCAAAGCAGCGGGCAGGCAGUCAACCAGCUGAUGUGGACUUUGACUUUUGGUGUGGAAAUCUCUUCCCGCGCUCGUCAGCGGCCGCUUCUGCUUCAUUGGACUUCCAGUCGACUGGACAAGGACGGUCCAUCGACAUGACAAUGAUGAGGGUGCUGAGGAUGAUAAGGAUGGGAAGCAUGGGGCGGAGCCACGUGGGGACGAGCCACGUCGGCGGCAUCGGGCAGCAGAUCGGGAUGAAGUGUAGUACCGGUCGUAGCCAAGCAGGAGCAGCAGCAGCCACGCGGUCGUGGAAAGUUGACGACAACGGUUAUCACCUUGACCUCUUCGCCGGCGAUCGGAACACCGGUCGUAGCCAAGCAGGAGGAGCAGCAACCACGCGGUCGUGGAGCGUUGACGUCAACGGUUAUCACCUUGACCUUUUCGCCGGCGAUGGGUCGGUUCCGAAAUUUUCAUCGACGAACAGGAUUUGGAGCGAUUCGAAGAAGAAGAGGGUGAUCAGUGGAGGGGGAAAUCGACGGAGCUGCAGCGAUGGCGGCAAGGUGACCGCCGUCUGCGGGGACUCGGAUGGUGGCCACGUGUCAAGGACAAGGGCAGGGACGAGUGCAGGCCUCUGCAGCGGUGGUGUUCCAGCUGGACCGUCGCGUUGGCUGUCGGAACCGAUACGAUACUGCUCGUCGAGAGGUUGGCAUAGUUUCACUGUAACAGUUCCUAGGUUUUGGUCACAAGAAUCACAACGGUCACAACCGACUGUCGGUUUGAUGACGGAGCAGAAGGACAGCACGGGUGACCCCAGGGCAGACGGGGUAAGCGUUGUCGGAGACGAAGGCCCUGGGGUGAAUCGUACAGGGAAGGGUGAUAGCGAUGGUGGCAGUGAGCGUGUGCGGCGCUCAGCCGGUGUCGAUGGCGAUGGCGAUGGCGAUGGAGGAGAGGUUGGAGAGCCAUUAGGAGGUGGUCGUAUCGAAGACUCUGAAGUCAAUAAGUCAACGGACGGCGGGUCGGGUUUGGAAACAACAGCAGCAAACCAAACCGACACGUCUUCUUCUUCUUCUUCUUCUUCUUCUUCUUCUUCUUCUACUUCUUCGAAGUCGUCAGCUGCUGCUCAUUCUCGUCGUUCUCUUCCUCCUCUAUCUUCUCCUCUUCCUUCUCCUCCUCCUCCUCCUCCUGCAGCUGCUGCUGCUGCUGCUGUUUCUCUCCCUUAUCCUCCCUCUCCGCCUCCUCUUCCCUCUUCUUCUCCUUCUGCUCCUCUUUCUCCCUCUCCUCCUCCUCCGCCGCCGCCUCGCGUUCAAACUGACGCAGCAGCUCCCAACCUCCCGCCUGUCGCCAAGUCUCCAGCCGGGCCCCUUACCGAGCCUGUCGAUCAGCCUGCAGCCUCCCCUGCAAUCCGCCCUCAGGUUGGAAUCCCGCCUGCGGACCAGCCCGCGCGGCAGCCGGUGGUGUCGAGCAUCGACCAUCAGAAGGCCACCGGGGAUGCCGAGUACAUGUUUGGAGCAGAGAGAGAUGGGCGCACGGUUGGUGCGCGUGACGGAGAAGCAGCUGGAGGAGGAGGAGGAGGAGGAGGAGAAGAGAGAUCUGAUGUCCCUGCCACGUCAACCGUGUGGUUGAUGGGUAGCAGGGUAGUGAUUACAUGUCCGGACAGAACGACGAAUUGUCGAUACUCCGUCGUUGAAUACCAAGUGCCACCUGGGCGCGCCUGGGGAGUCCAGAGCCAUACCAGGGAGGAUAUCGGAUGGUACCUGUUGGAAGGAGAGAUGACGUGGCGCGUAGGAGAGAGGGAUUUCUCUCGAGUGAGGCCCGGAAGGUUCGUCCAUCUUCCACGUGGAGUGCCGCACGGUUUCCUUAACGAGUCGAGGGAGCUCGCUCGUCUGCUGGCAAUCUUUGUCCCUGGAGGAUACGAGAGUUACUUCCUACAGGUGGGCACUCCUACCAGCCAAUUACGAAAACAGGCUUUGGAUCAUCAUAGGAUAGCUCAAGCGAAAGCGAAUGGGAGAGGAGGAGGAGGAGGAGGAGAAGGAGAAGGAGGAGGAGGAGGAGGAGGAGAAGGAGACUGGGAAGGAGGAGAUUUAGAGCUGCAGGGGGAUUUUAGCGAAGAUGUGAAGUCGUUAGAAUUCCCUCGACACGUGGAGGAUGCAGAAGUCGAUGCAGCGCGUAUGGCUGCCGAGAGAUUCGGUAUCGUUUUCCCACAGGAAGCUUGGUGAACGAUUCCACGGCGAUCACCCACUGGCAGCUUCAUUACGUUUUCUUACUUCUAUCUUUUUGUUCCCCAUCU
Messenger RNA from Chara braunii, 2795 nucleotides. NCBI's taxonomy places the organism in Eukaryota, Viridiplantae, Streptophyta, Charophyceae, Charales, Characeae. The record is from the annotation of a GenBank genome assembly.